CUCUGCUCGCACGGCCGGCUUUCAAGAUGGCGCCGCAGAAAGACAAGAAGCCUAAGAGGUCAACCUGGAAGUUUAGUUUGGACCUCACUCAUCCAGUAGAAGAUGGAAUUUUUGAUUCCGGAAACUUUGAACAGUUUCUCCGGGAGAAGGUUAAAGUCAAUGGAAAAACUGGAAAUCUUGGGAAUGUUGUUCACAUUGAACGCUUCAAGAACAAAAUCACAGUUGUUUCUGAGAAACAGUUCUCUAAAAGGUAUUUGAAAUAUCUUACCAAGAAAUACCUUAAGAAGAACAAUCUUCGUGAUUGGCUUCGUGUGGUUGCAUCUGAUAAGGAGACUUACGAACUUCGUUACUUCCAGAUUAGUCAAGAUGAAGAUGAGUCCGAGUCUGAGGACUAGAUGAAGCCCCUCCUUGUAGAGCUUUGCUGACUAAUAAAGCAAAUGAAUCCUACAAGAGAAAGAAACACUUAGAAAUGGACAUUCAGUUUAUCAGUGAAUAAAAAACAUACUGUUUA
Equus quagga is the source of this 511-nucleotide messenger RNA. It is a transcript of the gene RPL22L1, whose product is annotated as ribosomal protein L22 like 1. The transcript is spliced from 4 exons. The record is from RefSeq and is a predicted model, not a curated record. Gene Ontology annotation, molecular function: RNA binding; structural constituent of ribosome. NCBI's taxonomy places the organism in Eukaryota, Metazoa, Chordata, Mammalia, Perissodactyla, Equidae. Gene Ontology annotation, cellular component: ribosome. The coding region runs from base 27 to 395 and encodes 122 amino acids. Gene Ontology annotation, biological process: cytoplasmic translation.